GGGACUCAGAGUCCUGUGACGUCACUUCCGCACUCGAUGAACCGCCAUGGCUGUACAGCAGGACCGUGGCGUCCCCCUGAGUACUCUUUCUCCCAAGUACCUUCAUACCAAUUCUACCAGCCACACCUGGCCUUUUAGUGCCAUUGCUGAGCUCAUAGACAAUGCCUACGAUCCAGAUGUCCUGGCCAAUGCUUUCUGGAUUGAUAAGACUGUUGUCAAAGGACACGACUGCCUCAGUUUCAUGGAUAAUGGGAAUGGUCUGGACCAUGAGGCCAUGCAUAAAAUGCUCAGCUUCGGCUACAGCGACAAGGUUUCCGUAAAGGGAGUGGAACCCAUCGGGAUGUACGGCAACGGUUUCAAAUCCGGAUCCAUGCGUCUCGGAAGAGACGCCAUCGUCUUUUCCAGGUCCAAGAAUGCGUCAUGCGUCGGGAUGCUCUCUCAAACAUACCUGGAAAAGAUCAACGCCCAACAGAUUAUUGUUCCCAUUGUAUGCUUUGAGCACACAGACGGCAACCUAUGUGUAAGAGAGGAGCACAGAGCCAGUCUGCAGGACAUCCUGCACUACUCUCCUUUCGUAACUGAGACGGACCUACUCACUGAGAUCAGCGCCAUCACGUCCACCUGCUCCACCGCGACGACCGGCACACGCAUCAUAAUCUGGAACCUGCGCAGGACAUCCACAGAAGCCUUAGAGUUUGAUUUUCAGGCAGACCGUUACGAUAUUCAAAUUCCGUCCGAUGUCUAUGAGGACUUGACCUCGGCUGGUGACAGAAUCCCCUCACACAUACCUGAGAGUGUUUACUCACUACGGGCGUACUGCAGUAUCUUGUACCUGAAGCCUCGCAUGCAUGUCAUUAUACGAGGUCAGAAAGUGAAAACUCAGCUAAUAGCCAAGAGUCUGGCCAACAGCAAAACAGACCACUACAAGCCCAUCUCUCUUACCAAAAGAAUUCCCAUUAUUUUUGGCUACAACACCAAAAGCACAGACCACUAUGGCAUCAUGAUGUAUCACAAGAAUCGUCUCAUAAAGGCCUAUGAGCGUAUAGGCUGCCAACUCAAGCCCAACAGCAAAGGUGUCGGCGUCAUUGGGGUCAUAGAGUGCAACUUCCUUGAGCCGAUGCACAACAAACAAAGCUUUAGUGAGAAUGACAAGUACAGGAAAACUAUGGCCAGUUUGACAAUCAAGCUGGAUGAAUAUUGCAAUGAAAUUCGCUACAGGUUGACCAGAGACAACCCAGACAGAAAGGUGGAAGUGGAUGACAUCAGCAAGCGUGCGGAUCAGAACUGGGUGAUGUGUGACCUUUGCAGGAAAUGGCGCAAACUGCCUGACGGGAUCGACUGUAGCAGACUGCCGGACAGUUGGUUCUGUCAUAUGAAUCCCGAUCCUCAGUUCAGGAAUUGCGAGGCUGAAGAAGAGGCUCAGGACUCUGAUGAUGAACAACCGUCAUACAGAAAAACAUACAAGCAAAAAGAGAGGGAGGACAAAAAGAAGCUAAUGAGUAAGCAGAAGGUCGAGGCUGAUAGACGGCGUUGGGAAGAGCGGCGCAUGGCUAAGCUGACGCUGCAAAACCAAGCUCUUCGACAGCAGGAGGAGGACCUCAAACGCAAGCUACAUCAAAAAACAGUCCAUUCCCCCACUACUCCCACUACCUCAGAGAGAAGGUUGAACAUGGACUCAGUACAGGAGACUUCAUCCUCUCCAGGGGUGACCGCUGUGUCUGGAACCUCCCCCAGUAGCAAUGGUUUUCCAAUUAUUUCAAGCGUGUACUCUUUGUCAACCAGUCCCUCAAGGAAAAAAAGGAGGAUGUCUGCCGAGUCACAAAGCACUCCGAAAAGUCAUAGACAAAAUCUCUUCCAAGAAGGUGCAUCAGAUGGUUCGUCAUCAGUAGAUGUGAGCCCGCUGAGAAAUGAGGCCUUUGAACCAAAAGAGUUUAUGGGGUUGGUCAAUGAAGGAAGUUCUUCCCCUGCACCACCUCCUGGCAUCAGCCAGAUGGAAGCGCCACAGAUAAAGGGUGAAAAGGAGGAUAAGGCAAUAAUUAAACAAAAUCCAGACCAAACAGAAUGUGGGGCUGUUGCAACUGCCGAGCGAGGCACUCAGUUUUCGAGAAUGAUUAAGAGAGAAAAUAACACUCAAAGCAUAAAUGAAUCCAAUCAGACUGUGUAUAUAGCUAGCGAUGAUGAUAAUGAAAUCACUGAGUCAUUGGAAUGGCCUAUGGAAACUAAGGAACAACAAGAUGUGGACCAUGAGGAGCGACUUGAGAAUAUUUUGCCGUUUACUGUCAAUUGUUUACACCAAUCAAGCCAGACAGAGGAAACAUUGCCUGAUAAAGAUUAUAAAAGCCUGUUUGAGAAAGCUGAAGAAAAGAUUCAUCAACUUGUGAGCAGCAGAGCUGAUUUAUUGGAAACUGCUCGGAUCAAACCUAGUGCUACCCAGGCCGAGGAGGAUUUGGGCAACAUCACGUGGCAAGUUGACUCUCUUGUCCGGGAACUCGAUCAAAGAACCAUGGAGAGGAAUCAACUGCGCUCUCAGUUGAAGAAUGUAAAGUUGGAAAAGGCAAACCUGUCCAGCCAGUGUCAGGAGCUCAGGAUGAGGCUGCAGCAAGCAGGAGGACAAACGCAGGAGAGUGGGAGCAGAGCGCCACUGCAGAAUGAAGAUUUAUCCACACAACCAGCAAACAGCCCAACAAAUUCAGAGUACUUCAAAAGGUUGGUUGAACUGCGUUACAACAUUGGGCGCCUUCUCGUCAACCGUGUGCCUUAUCUGGACCUGGGCCAAGUCAAUUAUGAAUGUGACGUCAUCGACGAGAUCCUGGAACAAUAUCUCACUGUCAACUCCUCAGACAGAAGUGACGCGCCAUGCUCAAAGUAGAGCUAAUGCAGGUUUAUUGAUCUGUGAGGGAUUGGUAUUCAUCUGUCCAUCCAUCCAUUUUCUAUAGCCAGGGAUGCACAUACUGUGUGCUCUACUACACAUUGAAAAUAUUAAAAGCGCACCAGAUUCAAUUGUCAGUGCGCAUUUGCGUAUUUUUUGUUUUCUUUUUUAACUACUGUAUUAUCAUUUUAUUCUCAUUUAUGAGGGCUGGACCUCUAUCUUUAGGAUGCAUAUGUUGGUGCUGAGUUUAUGGUAUAAACUGUACAGAAUUUGAGACAACUAAACCAGCCUUUGCUAAAUGGUUAGCAUUCGAAAUUAGCAUUAGCAUGGUAGUGAUUACCAUUUUAGGUUAAAAAAAAAAAAACAAUCGAAUGGGAAAACCCAAAAGCUUUUGCGUGGUCACGUGUUUAUAAAUGUUUUGUCUGAGACAGAUGUAUAAUAUUCCAUGUCAUGUUCAACUUUUGACAGCAAAAAGGUUAAAUCUAGACUGUGUAACUUCAAGAAAAGAAAAAAAUGUCACCUAAGCCCAUUAAUAGAGGAGAUGACAUAAUGCUGAUUAAGUCUAUCAUCUCCUCUCACAUCUUGCUGUAUUUUUCAGUAUUUGAUCUUUUAUAUUUCUUGUCGACCGGUGACAUUCCUGCACUGGCCACUUUGAAGUGCACCGAAACUGACAUAGCGGAAACGACGGACCGGAAGUGAAGCAUUGUCCCUAGCAAUGUGCAGAGCGUGGCCCCUUGUCUCCCGUUUGUAAAAAAGCUAGACAUAUUAUUUUGUGGUGACACGGUGUGAGACUGGUUAGCACAUCUGCCUCACAGUUCUGAGGAGCGGGGUUCAAUCCCCGGUCCUGCCUGUGUGGAGUUUGCAUGUUCUCCCCGUGCCUGGGUGGGUUUUCUCCGGGCACUCCGGUUUCCUCCCACAUCCCAAAAACAUGGGUGGUAGGUUAAUCGAAGACUCUAAAUUGCCCGUAGGUGUGAAUGUGAGUGCGAAUGGUUGUUUGUUCCCAUGUGCCCUGCGAUUGGCUGUCGACCGGUUCAGGGUGUACCUCGCCUCUCGCCCGAAGAUAGCUGGGAUAGGCUCCAGCACGCCCGCGGCCCGUGUGAGGAUAAGCGGAACGGAAGACAAAUGAAUGUAUUAAAUAUUAUUUUGUUUUUAUAGCAGGGAAUAAUCAUACAAUAAUUACUGUGUAAACAAAAACAAUUCCACGUUUUUGGUUCCGCACCAACCAAUGCAUGCACAAUGCGCAGCAAUAAUAGGGAUUUUACAACAAUUGCUCCUUCCGAAGAAUCCAUCUUUUUUUCCUUUUAUUCUGUCCUUCAAAACAGAAUAAAAAUGUUGUGGAAUCACACACAAGUGGCAACCUAUGUAAUAUCUAGGCCUGAGAAUUUUCCGCGGAUUCGUGGAUUUCAGAGUUUUUCCGAUGAAAAAUAUCAUUCUUUUGAAUCGCGUAAAUCCGUUGAGAACAUUUUUGGGCAUUUCAAAUUGUUUUUGGAAAUUGUGGAUGUCGUGUCCUCUGGGCCAAAGAGGAAAAGAACCAUCCGGACUGUUAUGGACGCAAAGUUCAAAAGCCAGCAUCUGUGAUGGUAUGGGGCUGUGUUAUUGCCAAUGGGAUGGGUAACUUACACAUCUGUGAAGCCACCAUUAAUGCUGAAAGGUACAUACAGGUUUUGGAGAAACAUGCUGCCAUCCAAGCAACAUCUUUUUCAUGGACGCCCCUGCUUAUUUCAGCAAGACAAUGCCAAACCACAUUCUGCACGUGUCACAACAGCGUGGCUUCGUAGUAAAAGAGUGCCGGUACUAGACUGGCCUGCCUGCAGUCCAGACCUGUCUCGCAUUGAAAAUGUGCGCUGCAUUAUGAAGCGUAAAAUAUGACAACGGAGACCCCGGACUGUUGAACAGCUGAAGCUGUACAUCAAGCAAGAAUGGGAAAGAAUUCCACCUACAAAGCUUCAACAAUUGGUGUCCUCAGUUCGCACACGUUUAUUGAAUGUUGUUAAAAGAAAAGGUGAUAUACCACAGUGGUAAACAUGACCAUGUCUCAGCUUUUUUGGAACGUAUUCGGCCAUAGAAUUCUAAGUUCAUGAUUCCAUCCAUCCAUUUUCUGAGCCGCUUAUCCUCACAAGGGUCGCGGGCAUGCUGGAGCCUACCCCAGCUAUCAUCAGGCAGGAGGCGGGGUACACCCUGAACUGGUUGCCAGCCAAUCACAGGGCACAUAUAAACAAACAACCAUUCGCACGCACAUUCACACCUAGGGGCAAUUUAGAGUCUUCAAUCAAUCGACCACGCAUGUUUUGGGGAUGUGGGAGGCAACCGGAGUGCCCGGAGAAAACCCACGCAGGGAUGGAGAGAACAUGCAACCUCCACACAGGCGGGGCCGGGGAUUGAACCCGUUCCUCAGAACUGUGAGGCAGACGCUCCAACCAGUCGUCCACCAUGCCGCCUAAAUUCAGGAUUAUUUGCUAAAAGGUUUGAACAUUAAAUGUAUUAAAUUAAAUAUAGGUUAAACAUGAUUUGCAAAUCAUUGUAUUCAGUUUUUAUUCAUGUUUAACACAACAUCCCAACUUCAUUGGAAUUGGGGUUGUAGACUUUUACAUCUGAAGUAAUACUGCUAUCGGUGUUAUUACCUGAUAUACUGUUAUUUCUCAUGUAUAAUGUGCAUUUUUCCCUUAAAAAAUUGUCACGUCAAUAGUGCUCAUUAUACAUAGGUAUAGGGGGAAAUGGGGAAAAAAAAAAAUUCACAUUUUAUAAAUGAAUGCUGCCAUCUAUAGGUUAUGAAAAAGCUGUACACUUUGAUUCCAAUAUGCCACCGCCACCAAGAGGUAAAUAUGACUGAACAACAACCAUCCUUAAUUUUUUAUGGUUAUGUUUUGUUUAAUGAUAAUGCUUUUCUGAAACGCUUGACAGUAUAAUUUGAAUCCCAUUAAAAUUAAAUGUGUUCCACCUGG
Molecule: messenger RNA, 5811 nt
Organism: Phyllopteryx taeniolatus (common seadragon)
Lineage: Eukaryota; Metazoa; Chordata; Actinopteri; Syngnathiformes; Syngnathidae
Gene: morc3a
Product: MORC family CW-type zinc finger 3a
Exons: 19
Coding region: 47-2869 (940 amino acids)
Cellular component (GO): nucleus; PML body
Molecular function (GO): zinc ion binding; ATP hydrolysis activity
Source: RefSeq, a predicted model, not a curated record